UCUUGACCAUCAUGUAUUCCUUUUCUCGCCCUCGACAACAGGACUAUCCGUUCCACUUGGCAUUCCUCUUCUUCUCCGGAGGACCACUCUUACUCGUUGCUCAUACACACAACACAGGUCAAAAACACAGACAUCAUGGAUCGCAACUCCCAAACAUUCAUCUCAUGUGCCUCUGGCGCCGAAGCAGGGAAUAUACUGCCCUUUCUCAAGUUCCCAAAUGAGAUACGAAACCACAUUUACAAGGACUAUCUCCUGCUCGACGAGGGCUACGAGCUGAACCCGCACACCAACAAGGUGCGAAUCAGCAAGGGAAGACCGAUCCGGUUCGACUUGAUGUACACUUGCAAACGCGUGGCGAUGGAGAUGCGAGGCCUGCCUCUGUCGCUGAACACCAUUACUUUCUCGGCUUUCCAUCCUCAGUCCGACAUCGACCGUGCCAUCGUCGGACGCUUCGGUCACGCCAUCUCCUUGUUGGAUGAGGAACUAAACGCAAACUUCUACGAGACCAAGCCGAACCUCUUCCACGACAAGGUGGUCAGCGAAAUCUCCGACGCCUACCCUGCCUUCGCCCCAGUUUUGGACGUCAUGAGGACUGGUCAGAACAAAGUUUUGAGUCACUUCUGCAGCCCUUUUGGCCAAACCCCAUCCGCCUGUCGCAACUUCAUCCAUUUCACCCUCGAUCGCAUCUUAUUGCACAGAGCUUUAUACCGAGACGACCAUGAUGCCUACGUUAAUGCUCUUGACAUCCCAGAAGGGUGCCCGCCCCUUGACGAGAUUGUCCUCGGCUACAACCCGGCUUUCUGGAGGAUUCCUACCCAAGACCACCUCGAGCGCCUUUACCAUAUAUUUGGUGGGCGCCAUGAGGUUGCAGUACGUUGCUCUAAGAACGAUGUAUUCAAAGAUGAGAGGCCGCCCUCGGACCUAAGGAGGUUUCGCUACUCGGCCGCUGCUGCCGCCAUCCGAUUCCUGGACUCCAUCUCCCAGGCAUCUCGCAGCUGCCUCCGAGAUACCCGCCUGCUCGAAGAUCGACCGUCCGUUGCAAGUCCCGAGUGCCACGGCUUAGGACUGAUCCGCUUCUGCCAAGAGAACCCUCUCCUGCGCGUCGAGCGUCGCGUGAGCCUGUGGAACACCGUCUUUGCAGGAGACCCCUAUCGCCAGAAAGCACGGCAAGCGAGACAAGCCCCGACGCGGAUAUUGGUCGACGAGAUUUCCGAGAGAAUAGCGGCCUGGAUCGUCGAGGCUCUGGCGUUGGCGGCGGCGGGCAUGCCGCAGGACUCCUUCACCUUGGUCUUUGACGGCGAUUCGGAGGGAGACUGGAAAUGCGAGCAGAUAUUCCAACAGGUCGUUUUGCGCGACGCCGCCUGGCAGCAAGCCAUGGACGAGUGCUUCGAGCAAGGCAUACUCCCACCUCAGUCUUGGGCGGCAAGGAGACUCAACCCGAGACGCGCUGGAGACUGGUCCUUCAUCCCAGGAUAUCCAAACCGUGACAGGCCUGUAAACUGUUGCUAUCUUCUCGACGGGUUCCCGCAGGCGAUGCGAGACAUCGUCAACGGGAACUCCGUCGUCCGCUGCAGUUUCCACCCAGGCAAGCCUUGGGUUGUCGAGAGCUUGAUCGAUGAACAGAGACUGUGGUCUCUGGGGGAAUGGAAGUUCCGAUGGAGCCGAGAAGGAAAGUACUGUCUUCGUGAUCACCCUGGGCAAACGACGGCCCUCGAUGCGAGGAGUGUCGUGGAAGAGGUGGAAGACGAAGGCCGAACGUCAGAAUCGGAGUCGGGCGACGAAGCACUCUGAU
Colletotrichum destructivum is the source of this 1792-nucleotide messenger RNA. RefSeq lists its product as uncharacterized. Lineage: Eukaryota; Fungi; Ascomycota; Sordariomycetes; Glomerellales; Glomerellaceae. The record is from RefSeq and is a predicted model, not a curated record. The transcript has a single exon. Bases 136 to 1791 code for a protein of 551 amino acids.